Molecule: messenger RNA, 585 nt
Organism: Metarhizium acridum CQMa 102
Lineage: Eukaryota; Fungi; Ascomycota; Sordariomycetes; Hypocreales; Clavicipitaceae
Source: RefSeq, a predicted model, not a curated record
AUGCCGUUUACAAAGAUGACACUUGAAGCAGAGGACUACUGCGUAACCAGUCCAUCGUCCCGGCCCAGUAUUCCAAGCUGGCUGCGGUCAAGUCCUGCGUUUGUGACGACGAGAUACAUGUCUUCUACCAGACUACGGAUUGCAACGGAGCCAUCCGCCAGGUCACUGGACGCCGAGUUGGGCAUCGACAUCACUACGGGGACGUCGGCUUCUAACAAACCGCCCGUGGUAUUCUUCCAGCAGACCAACUUGGCAACGCGGAGAGUCGACGGUGUCGUGACUAAAGCCUCGCCACACACGCCGCUGGCUGCUACCCACGCCGUAUCCACCAAUUUAAAGGACGUCUUCGUCUUCUACACUUCCAACGCAAAUGAGAUUGAGCGUCUUGCCAUAGAAUCUGACGGACAGGAGAUUGUCUCUACUGAGCUUCUGACAACCACACCGAAGGGCAAUCUCGCCGCCGUCGUCAGGAAGUCGUCGACGAGCUCGACGGAGGAGGAGGUGACUCUCUUUUACCAGUCUGACGAGCCCGCCUACUAUUCAGCAGUCCACGCAUGUGCUAUGACUACCGUUGAAAAUUGGUAG